AGUGAUAUCGCGUGGUUCGACGCUGCUAGCGUUCUGUCAAUAGACUUAAUUCUUCAACAAAUGUGUAUGUAAAAACGGUUUUGCAUCGACGAAUGAUUAAAAAUUAAUCGCGAUAGUUAACGAGCGUAAUUUUUGUUAUUUGUAAAGGAUUGUCAUCGCUCAGUUUUCAUCGUGAUACAAACGAUUACGUUUUAUAACCUCAAAACGAAUUUGUUUACAUUCGAACUUGUUUCGAACACUCUCGAAAAAAUGAGCAGCAGAGAUGACAAUCAGAAACCUGCGGUAAAGGAAAAUGAGGAAGAGGAAGAGGAAGAAGAGGAGGACGAGGAAGAAAAUGAGGGUGGAAAAGUGUCCGCAAAAACUGAAGAUCCGAUGGCAAAUUAUGAAUUUGACGGAGAGACGUACAUUUACACUGACAAAACGUCGAAUAUCACGUAUAGAUUUGAUAGAGCGAAAAACGAUUGGGUUGUGAAGGAUGGGAAUAAAGCUGCCGGAGAUGCCGAGUCGAAUAAUCCUGCGACUGCUGCGCCUGAAGCCAUCUAUGGUUUUGAGAAUGAUACUCACACUUAUACAGAUCCUACCGACGGCAGUGUUUAUAUGUGGGACAAGGAAAAAAAUGCUUGGUUUCCCAAGGUUGACGAUGAUUUUAUGGCGAGGUAUCAAAUGAGCUACGGCUUCGUCGAUCCGAACCAAGGGGCUGAGCCAAAGAAAGCUCCGGAACCAACAAAAGUACCUGAAAAACUGGACAAGGAGCAGAAAAAAGCAGAAGCAAAGAGGAAAGCUGCUGAACCGCCAACCUGGUUUGAGAUUGACGAAGCUCACAAUACCGCUGUCUACAUUUCGGGUCUACCACUGGAUAUAACUCUGGAUGAACUUACUGAACUGGUUACUAAAUGCGGCCUCAUUGCACGUGACGAAAAAAACAAGAAUAAAAUCAAAUUGUACAGGGAUGCGAAUGGGGAGCCAAAGGGAGACGCGCUUUGCACCUACAUAAAAGUCGAAUCCGUAGACCUCGCUUUGAAGCUGCUCGACGCUUCUCAGUUACGUGGCAAAACGUUGUCCGUCCAAAGAGCAAAGUUUCAGAUGAAAGGAAAAUAUGAUCCGGGCUUGAAACCGAAGCGGAAGAAAAAUCAAAAGGAACGACAGAAAAAAAUCCAGGAAAAGCUCUUCGACUGGAGGCCCGAGCCAAUGCGCGGCGAACCUCUCAAAUGCGAGAGAGUCGUUAUAAUCAAGAACUUGUUCAGCCCCGAGGACUUUGACAAGGACGUCGCGCUAAUUCUUGAGUACCAACAGGAUUUACGCUCCGAAUGCACCAAAUGCGGUGACGUCAAGAAAGUCGUCAUUUGCGAUAGACACCCUGAGGGAGUCGCACAGGUAACAUUCAGCGAUCCGGCCGAAGCUCAGGCCUGCAUACAGCUGUUGAACGGUCGCUGGUUCGCGCAGAGGAAACUCUCUGCUGAAAUAUGGGACGGCAAAACCAAGUACAAAAUCGUUGAGACCGAUGCAGAAAUCGAAGCCAGAUUGGACAAGUGGGACAAGUAUUUGGAGGGCGAGGAUGAAAGAAAAGAAGCUGAGAAACACGAAGCCAAGGUCGAACCUCCCAAAUAGGCGGAUUCGGAACCAUCUUCUCUUCUUCAUGGAAUUCAUCGUGUUCCACCUUUUUUCGCCUCCUCGGAGAGAAUAGGUCGACGAGUUAUCCUUGAUCGGAUGAACGGGAGCCUGUUUUAUCGAUCUUUCAACACAGCACAGUACGAAUUCUCCCUAUUCCCUUGUAAACAAUUGUUAAUCGAAUCGAUCGCUGCUAUAUUAGUAACGUCGCUGUUUUUCGUCUUUAAAAAUUUUCGAAUAAAGAGGAAUUAUUUCAGAUUA
Messenger RNA from Venturia canescens, 1869 nucleotides. RefSeq names its product RRM1_TatSF1_like and RRM2_TatSF1_like domain-containing protein barc (gene barc). Gene Ontology annotation, molecular function: RNA binding. Gene Ontology annotation, cellular component: U2-type spliceosomal complex; U2 snRNP. The coding region runs from base 250 to 1608 and encodes 452 amino acids. The record is from RefSeq and is a predicted model, not a curated record. Gene Ontology annotation, biological process: mRNA splicing, via spliceosome. NCBI's taxonomy places the organism in Eukaryota, Metazoa, Arthropoda, Insecta, Hymenoptera, Ichneumonidae. The transcript is spliced from 6 exons.